This is a messenger RNA of Magnolia sinica, 824 nucleotides long. RefSeq names its product superoxide dismutase [Cu-Zn]. Gene Ontology annotation, biological process: removal of superoxide radicals. The record is from RefSeq and is a predicted model, not a curated record. The transcript has 9 exons. Gene Ontology annotation, molecular function: copper ion binding; superoxide dismutase activity. Bases 121 to 579 code for a protein of 152 amino acids. NCBI's taxonomy places the organism in Eukaryota, Viridiplantae, Streptophyta, Magnoliopsida, Magnoliales, Magnoliaceae.
UCGGAAGGGGUGUUCUGAGUUAUUUGAGCUGUGUAAUCUCGAUUGACACUCUAUUCGACUGACAAAUAGACCCAUCUUUUUUAGUAUUGGUCGUCCAAAUCGUACAGAUCACAUAUAACAAUGGUGAAGGCUGUUGCUGUUCUUAAUAGCAAUGAGGGAGUUAGUGGCACUGUGUACUUCACUCAAGAAGGACAUGGUCUAACUACAGUGACCGGAAGCCUCUCUGGUCUUAAACCUGGCCUCCAUGGCUUCCAUGUCCAUGCUCUUGGUGACACAACAAAUGGCUGUUUGUCGACUGGUCCACAUUUUAAUCCUGCUGGCAAAGAGCAUGGUGCUCCCGAGGAUGAUAAUCGCCAUGCGGGUGAUCUUGGGAAUGUCACAGUUGGGGAGGAUGGUACUGCUACUUUCACCGUUGUAGACAGUCAGAUUCCUCUCACUGGGCCAAAUUCCAUUGUUGGAAGGGCUGUUGUUGUCCAUGGUGAUCCUGAUGAUCUUGGAAAGGGUGGACAUGAACUAAGCAAGAGCACAGGAAAUGCUGGUGGCCGAGUGGCCUGCGGCAUUAUCGGCCUCCAGGCAUGAUCUGCUAUCUUAAGUUGAUUUGUGUUGGAAACAUGUUUGAGCAGAACUUCAUGGUUGUUCUCUUUCUUCGGGUGUUUCUUUCAUUUUGGUGGUAUUUGGUGUUGCUGAAACUGCCUUUCCUCUUUCAUGUUUGUAUUAUGCUAUACUUCAAAUUUCCACUGGCUAGAACGACCCAAAUUGCCAGCUUGUUUAAUAAUAAUACAAGAAAGAAACACCAAGAUAUGGUUUAGUAUCGAAGAAUGAAA